Messenger RNA from Tripterygium wilfordii, 582 nucleotides. Its product is annotated as wound-induced basic protein-like. NCBI's taxonomy places the organism in Eukaryota, Viridiplantae, Streptophyta, Magnoliopsida, Celastrales, Celastraceae. The record is from RefSeq and is a predicted model, not a curated record. The transcript is spliced from 2 exons. Bases 198 to 341 code for a protein of 47 amino acids.
CCAUCUGAGGGCCUUUUGUAAGCUGUAAGCCUGUAACCUCAUUUUCGCAAUGCGAAUAUCGCAGCUAUAAAUAGCAAUCAGUCUCCCAUUCUUGACAAUCCUCCGUUCCCUUCCCGCGUCAGUCACGCAUCGUCGAUUAGCGAAAAGAGGCUGCAGAAGCUGCGAGUCGCAGGGAAAUUAGGGUUUCAGCGAGCAAGAUGAUCUACGACGUCAACUCACCUCUCUUUCGUUCCUUCCUCAGCCAGAAGGGAGGCGCCUCCGACAAGAGGAAAAUGGAGGAGCAAAAGCCUAAAGAACAGAGACCAAAAGCAAAUGAAAACAAGCCUGUGAUGAAUGAUUGAUGUUGCAUUUAGAAUGGUAGAUAGAGAUGUUUUGAUACAUUUUUUGGUUUCUUGAUCAAAGUGGACUUGUUUUUAUUUUAGCUUUCAGUUUGUGAGGUUCUGUUUACUUGUGGAUGUUAAUUCUGAAUAUGUUAUGGAAUGCUAAAUUGUGGACUUCUAAUCUUCUAUCUCUGUUUAGUUGUGGAUGCUAUCUUGAGUACACUUGAAACACCCUGAAAUUGAGUACCUUAAUUGACUGCCA